UUGGUGAAUAUCAGGGAAAGAGCAGCCGUCCCGAUUUCGUUUCACGAAAUCGGUAAUUUUUCUCGUUCCUGGUGCUUACAAGUACGUCCUAAAUUAAUAUGCAAAGGGAAAUCACUUUUUCAUUCAUCAAAAGAGUUAUCAGUUGGCCAAUACAUCGAGUCUUAUAUGGAAGAGCUCUCCCUACAGUAUUACAAAAUUGCGUACGAUUUAACUAUUUAUUAUAAACUGUUAUUCACACAUGAUUGAAACAUGCGCGACUCUGACUAUAACGAGGGACUGGGGAACGGCAACAACAUUUUUGCUUAAAUUAUUUAUUUGACAUUUGACAAAAAGGGGGGCUCUGUUAAAGAGGGGGGCUCUAAUAAAGACGGGGGGCUCUAUUUUUCAACCAUCCUCGAAACGGGGGCUUUAUUAAGGAGGGGGGCUCUAAUUGAGAGGGGGGCUAUAAUAGAGUAAAUACGGUAUUCUCGUUUCUUUUUUCCACUAUUCCCGUUUCUCUUCUUUUUUUUUGUUUUUUGUUGUAGUGGGAUGGUGUUGUGUUGUCGUUUUUGGGGGGUCGUGGGUUCGAACCCAUUAGUGGAAAACUUUUUUAUUUUUGAUUGUUUUGAAUUAUUUUUUGCUUUUACUACCUUUGUAUAUUUUUUCAAACCUUUUUGGAUUUUUCUUACAGUUUUUAAGGGGGAUUUGAGGGUUGAAAAAUUAAAGUGGGAAGGGGCAUUAAGUAUCCAUCCAGAAUUGAAAGAUUUAUGGUUUCUUGCUGGCAUAACAGCUUCAAAACAAAAAGAUUGGCGUUCUGCCCGUUUUUGUUUUGGACAUUGUGAUGAUGAUAUACGUAAAUUGGAAGCUUUAAUUUUGGUUAAUUUUUGUGAACAAAAUUUUCUUGGUAAAAAUUUUUUUAAUUUAGUGACCAUUUAAUGGGAUUGGGUGGGAAAACUAAUUUUGUGGCAAAAAAAAUUUUUUUUGGUUCAGUGGGAAAGUGUUGUGUUUUUAUUUUUUGAAGGUCGCGGGUUCGAGCCCCACUGUUUGGAAAUUUUUUUUUUAUUUU
Meloidogyne enterolobii is the source of this 1045-nucleotide messenger RNA. The record is from the annotation of a GenBank genome assembly. NCBI's taxonomy places the organism in Eukaryota, Metazoa, Nematoda, Chromadorea, Rhabditida, Meloidogynidae.